This is a messenger RNA of Magallana angulata, 852 nucleotides long. RefSeq lists its product as uncharacterized. The record is from RefSeq and is a predicted model, not a curated record. Gene Ontology annotation, molecular function: protein binding. NCBI's taxonomy places the organism in Eukaryota, Metazoa, Mollusca, Bivalvia, Ostreida, Ostreidae. Bases 22 to 852 code for a protein of 276 amino acids. The transcript has 2 exons.
CAAAGACUAAUAUUUAGGACCAUGUGCAGAUCGAGCAACAUGGCUGUAGGCUUACCUUGGUUUUUCUUCUGUCUCUUUGCUCUACAUGGGGCACUUGGAUAUUCCAAAACAAAUUUGGAAGAAAAGAUUGAGAAUUUGGAAAAGAAACUGGAACUCAUGUAUGACAUUGUGACCGAAAUAACGUCAGAAAAUGGGGAUCUUAAAACCAGACUGAAGGCUCUGGAGGAUUUGGUGAUCGAUGGAAAACAUUGCGGAAACCGUCAACGUGAACCUUUUAGAGAGUCUGGGAAUCUAAAUGCUGCGCAAAUGACAUUUCCACUUAGAACCAACAGUUCGAAUAACCAAAGUGACAAGAAUAUAGAUGAGCGAAAAGUCACUGAAUCUGAUAUCAGGAAUGAUAUUUCUUUGGAAAGAAAACGAAUAGUGCCAUCCACAUCCACACCAACAGAGGUGAUUGCUUUUCAUGCUUAUAUCUCAAAAGACAACAGUGGUGCUCUACCUAUUCAUCACAUUCUACUGUUUGACGUAGUUCCUUUAAAUAAGGGUAACCAUUACCGCGCUUUUGACGGAAUAUUCAUCGCCCCAACUUCAGGAACAUAUGUGUUUACGUGGUCCAUCAUGUCUGAUGUUCAUGGCAGUGUCCACACGGAAUUGAUGAAAAAUGCUGAAGUUAUUGGUACUAGAUAUGCUGACUCAUUCUCUUCAGCGGUUUGGGAUUUUGCUACGGGGACUGUAGUUGCUGAUAUUCUCCGAGAAGACCACGUGUAUGUACGUCUAGGCGCAAAUUCCCAGAGUAAUGUGCGGAGUCUUUCAGGAAGUAGAACUACCUUUUCUGGUUGGCUUUUAUCUUAA